This is a messenger RNA of Mycena indigotica, 855 nucleotides long. RefSeq lists its product as uncharacterized. The transcript is spliced from 3 exons. NCBI's taxonomy places the organism in Eukaryota, Fungi, Basidiomycota, Agaricomycetes, Agaricales, Mycenaceae. The record is from RefSeq and is a predicted model, not a curated record. Bases 13 to 855 code for a protein of 280 amino acids.
UUGCCUUCUACCAUGAUGACCCCCUCCGAGUCGCUCAACCUGAACAGUCUGGCAUCCUCUCUGCCCUCACACUCUCUCAAUGCACACGCCGAGAAGGCCCUCCUAGACAACUUCAAAGCCGCUGCUCUGAGUAUAACGACACUCUAUCGCUCUUCACGCCAUGCAUCGAAGCGGGCAUACAAUGCUGGCUAUGCUGCCGCCUGCCGAGACCUAAUGGAAAUGCUUCAACUCGGGGUGUCUGAUUCCCAAGUACUCGUUGGAAAGAGUUCCGAGUCUGGGAUGACCGUCGGACGGGUUAUGGACUGGGUGGAAGCACGGUUGGAGGCUGUCAAAGCUCGGGAAGAAGAAGAAGAUGAAGAAGAUGGAGUUAACGCAACGGGUUCAUCAUCGAAUCAACCACCUCCUCCCAGCAAGCCCUCCUCUUCUUCUCCCCCUGUCAAUGCCACAACACCUGUGUCUCCUCCGCGCCCAUCGAUACCACUCAAACCGACCCGAAACACGAAACUGGUUUCGAGCCCGCCAACCAAUCUUUCCUCAGCUCCACCCUCACCUGAGACCAUGACGUUCCCUUUCGCAGAGAAUGUUCCACCAUUAGCACUUGCCGGCACCAAGCGUCGACACGCUAUGAUGAUGAUGCCCAAUGCUCCAACCAGCUCGACCAUCAUCACCUCAGCGCCGUCUUCAUCUUCCAAUUCACCAUUACCGAUCUCGCACUCGCAUUCCCAGUCUUACCGCCGUCGGACCCGAAGCACGCGCGGGCACGGUCUCUUCCCGCUGAAUCAACCGGUGAUAGAUACCUUGAUGGAUGUCGAAGAUGAAGGCGGUCGGGAGCGCAAGCGUAUUGCCAGGCGUUAA